AUGCAGGGUGAAGAUAUUCUGAAGAGGUUUGAGACGCUACUUGCAGAGAAUGUCUCUGUCUAUGUUGCAGCAAGUAUGCCAACCCUGGCUACUAAUUCAACUGACCUUGAGCUUUUAGAAGAAAAAGGGGCUCAUGUAAAGAAGAUUGAUUUUGGACAUUUGGCAGGAGGAGUGUUGCACAGCAAAUUCUGGAUCGUAGACAUGAAACACAUAUAUGUUGGUAGUGCAAAUAUGGACUGGAGAUCUUUAUCUCAGGUGAAAGAAUUUGGUGCUGUGAUAUACAACUGCAGCUGCUUGGCCAAAGACCUCUGGAAAACUUUUAGUACUUACUGGGAUCUUGGACAUCCUAAUGCUACCAUCCCAUUCCCUUGGCCUCUUAAUUAUUCUACCCACAUUAACAAGCAUCAGCCUCUGGAAGUAGAAUUCAAUGGAAUCUUGACAAAAGCCUAUUUUUCUGCUUCUCCUCCAGCAUUUUGUCCAGAAGGUCGCACUGAUGACCUCUUUGCUAUAACCAGUAUUAUCAGUGAGGCACAGAAAUUUGUCUAUGUUUCUGUUAUGGAAUAUUUCCCUACCAGCCGUUUCAUUCACCCACAAAGGUACUGGCCAACCAUUGACAAUGCUCUGAGACGCGCAGCUUUUGAAUACAGAGUACAAAUUCGGCUUCUGGUCAGCUGCUGGACCCACUCUGACCCAGCCAUGCUCUACUAUCUGAGGUCCCUGAGUGCUCUCAACAACCCACAUCUCCACAUCAGUGUUGGCGUGAAACUCUUCAUUGUUCCAGUUAUGAAUCACACAAAUAUUCCUCAUGGGAGAGUGAACCACAACAAAUAUAUGGUCACUGAUAAAGUAGCCUAUAUUGGGACUUCCAAUUGGUCAGAAGAUUACUUCAUUAACACUGCUGGCGUGGGACUAAUUAUCAAACAGAAUUCAACCAACCUGCAAAGAAGUCAACUGCCUAUCCAGGAACAAUUAAAACAUCUCUUUGAGAGAGACUGGAAUUCCAAGUAUGCAGUAAAUCUGGAAGAUGUGCAGGGACAGAAAGACUGUAACUGGAGAGGCAGACUUUGA
Molecule: messenger RNA, 1068 nt
Organism: Nestor notabilis (Kea)
Lineage: Eukaryota; Metazoa; Chordata; Aves; Psittaciformes; Psittacidae
Gene: PLD4
Product: phospholipase D family, member 4
Exons: 7
Coding region: 1-1068 (355 amino acids)
Biological process (GO): phagocytosis; hematopoietic progenitor cell differentiation
Cellular component (GO): endoplasmic reticulum; trans-Golgi network membrane; nucleus
Molecular function (GO): catalytic activity
Source: RefSeq, a predicted model, not a curated record